AUGACUGAGGAGUUGACGACACUGUGGGGCAAACUGACGUUGAUGGAGGAGGAGGAUGUGCGAUUGGGGAUUUCUGAGAAUGGGAUUGCACCAUUGGUGGACAGAGGCAACGCGUGUGUGGUUGGGAAACUGUUGGCUGAUAGAACAGUGGGAAAAGAGAUAGUGAAGACGCCAUUGCUACGUGCGUGGCAACCAACUGGUAGGGUUUCUUUCAAAACUUUGGGGCCAAAUCUUUUCCUCAUUGAUUUUGAACAUGAAUGGGAUAAAUCCCGAAUAAUGGAGGGUAGACCAUGGACGUUUGAUGGGCAUUUAGUCUCUUUACUGGACUUUGAUGGGAUAACCCCACCUUCUCAAUUGCAUUUUGAGAAGGCGGCAUUUUGGAUUCGCAUGUAUAAUUUGCCUCUGGCGUGCAUGGGGAAGGCGAUUGGGCAACAGAUUGGAGCAUCGGUUGGUGAGGUGGAAGAGGUGGAUGUCGACGAAGAUGGAGUAGGGUGGGGCGAAUAUCUUAGAGUGCGAGUCACUCUAGACCUAGCAAAGCCUUUAUCCCGGGGGAGAACUAUCACACUUCGGAACAAUACACUUUGGGUUCCUUUUCAGUACGAAAAGAUCCCAAAGUACUGUUUCAGGUGUGGUGUCAUCAGGCAUGGUACCAGGGGGUGUGUACGGGUAGGAGGACAGCGGGCAUAUGGAAGAGAGACGGAGCCUGAGUUUGGGCCGUGGCUUAGAGUCCCCUCACCGAACAGACGACGGGGAACAGGUGGAGGAUGGAAUCAUGGCGGAAAGUGGGGACGCAAUCAACCAGAGAAUUUUUUCGAAGGAGAUCGUCAACACCAGCAAUGGAGACACAUGGGGGAUGUCGGUGGAGGUGUUGGGGCUGAACACGGCGGUGGGUCAGCUGGAACAGCCACAACGCCGGUGAAGGGAGGGAGUAAUAAUGUAUCCCGGAAUUCCAGCCUAUCUCCUUCCAAAAGAGGUAGCGGGAAUAAGGGAGCAUUAAAGGAGAAAGAAAGGGUAGUUAUGGGAGGAGCAGAUCUUGCGCAAACUGUUAUGGGACGACUUUAUGGAGAUAUUAGCAGUAAUAAUGGAGAAGGGGAAGGAAGGGGAGAGUCAAAAGGAGGAAAAGUUAGUGAGGAAAUUAAUUGUAAUAAAGGAAAAAAUAUUUACGUUGGGCAAUGGGAUACCAUAAAAGAAAAAAUGGUAUGGGAUUCCUUGGACAAAGUCAAUGGUGUGCAAUUUAUAAGGGAGAUUUCAAGUGGUGAUAAGCUGGCAGGGAAAGCAAAUCGGGUUGUGACAUCUGUGCAACAUGAAGAGGGCAAUGGGCUCUUUACUUUUGGAAGCAAAUCAACGUACCCAAGUGGGCAUGCAGAUGAGUCUCCAAUGGUAAACACACGUUAUGGGAAAAAACGUGGGAAAAAAACAGAUUUGGGCCGAGCUGGUGAUGGGGAAAAUUCUAGAAAGCGAAAAAUUCAUGGGGAGAACACAGAGGUGGACAGCUUGCAAGGAAAGCGCAACAGGUAUGCGGAUUCACCUGGCGAGGGAGACAAUGAAGUGGCGGUGGCUGCGGAGCAGCCCCGCCAUCAAAUAUGA
Molecule: messenger RNA, 1587 nt
Organism: Corylus avellana
Lineage: Eukaryota; Viridiplantae; Streptophyta; Magnoliopsida; Fagales; Betulaceae
Source: RefSeq, a predicted model, not a curated record